Messenger RNA from Lolium rigidum, 1509 nucleotides. RefSeq lists its product as uncharacterized. The record is from RefSeq and is a predicted model, not a curated record. The coding region runs from base 4 to 1509 and encodes 501 amino acids. The transcript has 4 exons. Gene Ontology annotation, molecular function: protein binding. NCBI's taxonomy places the organism in Eukaryota, Viridiplantae, Streptophyta, Magnoliopsida, Poales, Poaceae.
AAGAUGCACACUGUGUUGGCAGGAUUCCCAGGUUCAUCCACUGAGUCAAAUAAUGUUCUCGCCCAUAAAGCAGAGGAGAAAGAUAGGCUCACCAUGCUCACUGAUGAUGUUUUACUGCACAUCUUAGGGAGAGUAGACCUUGCAACGGCAGCAAGGACGAGCACUCUGUCAAAGCACUGGAGAAACUUGCCUUGGUUGCUUCCUGAGCUCAACCUUCACGUUACGGAUUUUCUCUGCCCAGAUGACCAGGUUGAGCUUGCACAACAGAUGGAUCAAGCAAUGGCGUCCCUCACCAAAGCCACUAAGAGUUUCUUGGCUCAACCCCACCUCACAUAUGACACCGUCGCGAGACUAUCUCUUAAGUUAUACAUGACCGGCAACUACAACUACAAGUAUGACAUUGGCCUGCUAGUUAGUGACGCCAUUGACAAUGGGAUGGUAAAAGAACUGGACCUUGCUAUUCUUGACAAGAAGGAAUACUGUAAAAUCAAGGAUAAGCUACAACGAGCGCGGGAUGUGGAGGGGUUUUUCAGUGAAUAUCCUAGUAUGAUUCGUUGCCUUGCAAGGCUCCAUCUACAAAAUGUGUGCUUUGCCGAGUGGGAGAUAAGUCACCUUUUAUUUGACUGCUGCAAGCAACUGCAGCAUCUUAGUCUGGACAAUUGUGAUGCCGGGAAAUGGUCGAUAUGGCAGAUAAAUGCGCCGAAUUCGAAUAUCAGAAUUCUCGAAUUCCGUGUAACCUGGAUGAAAAGACUUGAGGUGCUAUGCCUUCCUAAACUCGAGAGGCUCCAUUUCAAGAAUUGGUUGUAUCAUGAGCCCCCCUUGAGUUUUGGUUCUGUCUCAUCUCUUAAGGAAUUGUUGCUCCUAUGUCCUGCAACUAUUGAUCACAGAGACUUUAGUUUAAGCCAGGUUCUAUGUGGUGCCACGAACUUGCAUACCCUAACCUUAAACUUCCAAGGAGAAAAGCUUUGGAUUCAACCAGAAGGAAAGCAACUCUGCACUGCAUUUAACAUGCUAAAGAAACUGUGUAUCCAUGGCAUCUAUGUUGAAUUUGACCUGUUAUGGACAAUAAAUCUCCUUGAAGCUGCUACAUCUGUUGAGAUAUUCGAUGUUGAGAUAUACGAACAUCAAUGCCAAGAAGGGGAAAGGAGAGUAAGAUAUUAUGGUGCUCAGAGGGAGAAACCUUCUUGGAAAGCGUCUGGGUUCACAGUCUGUAAUAACCGGCGGUUGAAAGAACUCCGAUUUGCUGGAUUUAGGCCCCUACUGGAGUCACAUAUGUUAUUUGUAAGAGCCAUGAUGGAUCAUGCCCCACACUUGGAAACUGUUCUACUCACAGAUGGCGAAGCAUCAUGCGAGAACUGUGAUGCAGUUGUCCCGCGGCCUCCCCGGACAGGAGGCUUGUUUCCAAGGGACAGAGCUGAGCAAGAGACAGUGGCUAGGCAACUGAGAAGCAGGGCGUGCGCCGCGGCGAAGAUUGUUUUCAGCACCAGAUACUCUACUGUAGUAUUGUAA